This is a messenger RNA of Knipowitschia caucasica, 735 nucleotides long. The record is from the annotation of a GenBank genome assembly. Lineage: Eukaryota; Metazoa; Chordata; Actinopteri; Gobiiformes; Gobiidae.
AUGAAAUCAACAUACCUGCUCGUAUUAGCGUCUUUAGCAGUGUGUAACCUGCCGCGUUGUGCAGGACAGACCCUCACAGAGGAAGAGCCUGACCACCGGACCAUAGAUGACAUCAUCCUCCAGAAAGCAGAGAGCCUUUUAUUACGGUCUAUCCUCAAGAAAAUACAAGGAGAAGACGAGAGAUACGAUGGUGCGGGCUGGAUGACGAAGAGACAGCACCCGGGGAAAAGGUACAUUGACGAAGACACGGACGAGGAUGAACCAUAUUUGGACUUAAAUAAAAGACAGCAUCCAGGGAAACGCGAGGAAGAAAUGCACUCAUACCUGGAAAAGAGGCAACAUCCCGGAAAGCGCGCCGCGUCUGAACUCCUAUCCUCCGACAACCCGCUACUGGUCUUGAGCGAACUUUCCAAAAGGCAACACCCGGGAAAACGCUAUGUAAUGCUGUAUAAUAAACGCCAACAUCCAGGGAAGCGCUUCUAUCCAGACAACUUGGAUUCAGAGGGAGAAGAGAUGGACAAGAGACAGCAUCCAGGGAAACGCGUCUUGGAUAACUCCGCUCCAUUUUUAGGAAGCAAUCCCCCGUGUGACUUUUUGGACUCCAAUGGUUGCAGUAAUAGCCCCCAAAAUCGACUAUUGCUCGACUUUUUAGACAACAUAAACACAAGUCAUGUGGAAGAUAAGCGCCAGCAUCCGGGGAAAAGAUUUGUCUCUGAUGAAGAUUUGGUAGAUUGA